UAGAGUGGAUGCGCGCGACGGACGAUGUGGGUAGAUUUUACGAAGUGGAUAUAAUAUACCCGGAGGAUCUACACGACGCCCACAACGAUAUGCCGUUUUUGCCUCACGCCAGCAUUCCGCACGGGUCGACUGUCCGAAAGUUGAUGGUCACAUUUCUGCGGAAAGAACACUACGUGGUGCAUUAUAUGAAUUUAAAACAGGCCAUGACCCAUGGCGUCGUAGUCGAAAAGACGCACAGGGUGUUAGAGUUCCGACAAUCCCCAUGGCUGGCUCCGUACAUUAAUCUCAACACGGACUUGCGGAAGCAGGCGAAAAUUAAAUUUGAAGAAAAGUUUUUUAAGGAUUUAAAUAAUUCAGUGUACGGGAAAACUUUCGAGAAUAUGCGUUUACGAUUUGAUUUGGAGCUUGUAUCGUGUCCAGUCCGAAUGCGGAAACUGAUAAACCGCCCGACGUUCAAAUACUGCACGACUUACAAUGAAAAUCUUUCGGUCGUCACGCAGCAUAAUAAAGAAGUCGAUUUUUGUAAGCCGAUAUACAUAGGAUUUGCUGUACUGGAACUGAGUAAAGUUUUAAUGUACGGAUUUCAUUAUGACGUUAUGAAACGACAUUACGGAGAUAAGAUCGAGCUGCUUUAUACCGAUACUGGUACGUCUAUAUAA
Molecule: messenger RNA, 659 nt
Organism: Aphis gossypii (cotton aphid)
Lineage: Eukaryota; Metazoa; Arthropoda; Insecta; Hemiptera; Aphididae
Exons: 3
Coding region: 9-659 (216 amino acids)
Source: RefSeq, a predicted model, not a curated record